AUAGAGAAACUAAGUUUGUUUCAUCUGACACACUUUCCAACGGAUUUUGAAGGACGUUUUGGAAACUAAGUACAAGGAAUUUUUGUUAUUGUUCAUUCUCCAAUUUCCUCGAGGAAAUUCAAUGAUUAUUUAGAAAGUAACUUCAUCAAUUUUUAGUUCCAUUUUUUUGCAUCCAAUUCAGGGAAUGAGUGCAUCGCUUAAUUUUAUGUCUUGUCCUAUUUGGCUGAGUGAAUCGGUGUUCUCCUUUAGAGAUCUCGUUACUUUCUAACAGAUUGUACUAUAUAUUUAUCAAAUUAAAGGAUUGAAAAAAAAACAAUUGGAUUUAUUUGUUUUGUUGUGUGAGGCUUCAAAUUCAUUCUCGAAGUAUGGUUUUUAAUUACCUUUCUUUUGUACUGCGCACUAUGUGGACUUUUAUUUAAAAAAUAUUGAUUAAGAUGAGGCUGUUGAUAGUAUGCCUCUUUUUGGCCAUUGAACUACUUCUGUCUUAGAAAAAUUUUGAACAUUACUGGUGUCAAGAGUAUUAUUUUCAAAUGCACAUUAGCGUUAAUUUCAGAAAAGCUAAUAUAUAUUAAUGCAAGAUACAGUGAAUUCAGUUCCACAUCUAUUUGAUGCCAAAUUUUCUUUUCAAUUUCACAUAGCUUCUCAUAUUCAUAGAUUUUAUUUGUAUUGCAUUUGGUAACAAAGUUAAAAGUUUCUUACUUGGUAAAUGCAGGAACUGCUUUCUCAACGAGACCAGAUUGAUCAAGUUGCUGCUUAUAUCAUGCAAUUAAGAGAGAGAGUAGAGAAUCUGAAGAAGUCUAAAGAGCUAGUAAAGAGCAAAGUCGAAACAAAGGGUACAAAAAGCAGAAAUUCAGCUAUUCCGGGAUCAAGUAUUCCAAUUGUGAAAAUCAGAGAAAUUGGUUCAAACUUGGAAGUGGUUUUAGUAACUGGUUCAACGAAGAACUUUGCUUUACAUGAAGUCAUCCUAAUUCUUGAAGAACAAGGUGUAGAAGUAGUUAGCAUUAGCAUUUCUACAAUGGACGAUAAAAUCUGUCACAUACUGCACGCUCAGGUUAAAGUUUCCAGACUUGGCGUAGAUACAUCGACAAUUUACGAUAAAUUGCAGAAGUUAUUUAAUUAUGACACUUGGUUUGGGAGAAGCAAAAUGAAGGAAAACGGAGUUAUUAAUUUGAAGGGUAAUGAAAACUAAAUAAAUAAAGCAAGCAGACAGCUAUCCUUAGUGAAUGGAAUUAUUUUUGUCUCUACGUGAGAUUUAGUUCCUCAUUUUCCUUGCAAUUUUUGAGUCCUGCUAUCAUCAUUGAGGUAAAAAUGGCGGAUUUUUGUUAUAUGUAAGGAGCUUACGAGUUAUUUCAUCUUUUCUUGAGUUCACGGUGUGUGUGUUUGCUUUUUAUACGAUUACAAUUUAGCCCUCACUGGUUUAGAGUGGGAUUAGUAUAGGGUUAUGUACUUUUACAACUAAGCUUUGGAAAAAGGUUGAAAAUUGAAGAAUGAAAGUUCCUCUUCCUCUCUUU
Coffea arabica (coffee) is the source of this 1511-nucleotide messenger RNA. NCBI's taxonomy places the organism in Eukaryota, Viridiplantae, Streptophyta, Magnoliopsida, Gentianales, Rubiaceae. The record is from RefSeq and is a predicted model, not a curated record.